AUGGAUGUGUCUGCUGAUCAUACUGUCUCUGCUCUUGCGACUACCGGCCACGAGUUUUUGUCCGCGGUUUCGGAAAACGUGCCUGCUGUUGUUCAACCGGUUGUGGGUGCUGUUGUGUCGGAGACAGUCUCUGACUCCGUGCAGCAGUCGACGGAGCCCUCUCCUUCUGUGCCUGCACCCGUCGUUGCACCCUCUGACGUUUCUGAGCCUCUUCCUGUUGCGGAAUCACGGAAUGUUUUUGUGGAACCAAAAGCGCAACGGGAUGAAGCUCGUUCUCGGAGUUCCAGUAGGCAACGCUUCCGCAGUGCCAGUAGCUCCCCUUCUUACGACAGGGGUUUAACGCGAGGUGACCGUAGUCCGUCCCCAGUAGGGCGCUCCCCCGCCUCUUCUUGGGCGUCGCAACGCCGCGCCCCGCGGCGCGACCUCGACGUGGAGCUACGGCCGCCUCAGGCUGCCGGCUCCGGGCGCCAGCCGCCGCGCAAACAGCAACAACAACAGCCGCAGCGCGCCUCCUCUCGCCACGCACAGUCAGCUGAUCUGAGUGUUGCAGCACAGCAACAUUUUGUCGACAAGCUCGUUAGUGAAAGUGGUGGCGUCAAGAAGUUUAAGCACGUGGACGGUGCUUUGUCUGACGUUUUGAUUCUGCCGGCAGGCUUCGGCAUUCGAAAUGUGAAAGUUUAUAAUGUUCCCUUUGAAUGCCCCAAUGAGGCCAUUGCUCGUAAACUUGGGGAAUUUGGCACCGUUCUUAGUGUAGAGAAUGAUGUGUGGCCUGCAGGAUUUAGGCCGGCGCAGCUGCCGCGCGAAGCUGUUGACAACACCACGUAUGCGGGCGCGUUGGUUGGAGCCCCCUCGCUCACCCCUCCCGACCAACAGGUUUCUGCCGCUCCUGCGGCUGUGGCUCCUGUGUCCGAAACUGUGCCUCCGCCGACAGUUGUCGUGCCCCCGGUUAUGUCAGGACAAAGUUUACCUGCCGCACGCACCCCUCGCGAGGUCCGUAUUGCUGAUUUGCCAGCCGUCAGUGUUCCGGACGUGCCCUUUGCGGAGACUUCUGAAAUGUUGGUCGCGUCACCGCGGCCGAUUUCAGUCCCCGCCCCGCCGACAGACAAGCGGAAAUUGCCGUCACAGCCGGGCCCGUCCACUGCCGGCGAGGCGGAUGCUAGCAGUGCCGAAAGUGAGGUGUCCCAAGUUUCCACUCAGUCCGUCCCUGCCGAUCCAAAAUCGAAGCGUAAGAGGUCAAAGAAGCGUUCGAAAACGGCGCCCACUGAGGGCGUCGACGUCACCUUCGAACAGGCGGUUGAGGGACUGACGGAUACUUUGGUCCAAGAGCGUCGCGACGCACCUUUCGUACACGGUCCACCUGUGUCGGUGCCCGCCACCCCCGCUUCCCGGGCCAUUCCGGACACCGCACCUGCUCCUUCGGACACCAUGCAGUGGUCUGAGGAUGUGGAGGAAAAUCACUUUUUCUAG
Messenger RNA from Schistocerca cancellata (South American locust), 1467 nucleotides. Its product is annotated as fibrous sheath CABYR-binding protein-like. The record is from RefSeq and is a predicted model, not a curated record. Lineage: Eukaryota; Metazoa; Arthropoda; Insecta; Orthoptera; Acrididae. The transcript has 4 exons. The coding region runs from base 1 to 1467 and encodes 488 amino acids.